Molecule: messenger RNA, 768 nt
Organism: Trematosphaeria pertusa
Lineage: Eukaryota; Fungi; Ascomycota; Dothideomycetes; Pleosporales; Trematosphaeriaceae
Exons: 2
Coding region: 1-768 (255 amino acids)
Source: RefSeq, a predicted model, not a curated record
AUGUCGUCGACAAACAAUAUCUCCUUUUUAAUACUUGUGCUUCUGCAAGUUUUAGUCGUAUUACACACCAACUACGUGAAAGUCAAUGUCGGGGCCAAUCAAGGUACGCCAGCGCAGUUCAUCUUACCUGAGAGCCUUGCUAGAGCGCGUUCCGGUGUCAUCGGUACCGCCGUGUCUCGUAUCGCUCCUGGCAGUGAAAAGCGCAUAUCGCUUCCGGAUAUACAACCUCAUCACUCCCAGUAUUACGCGCAAUGGCUCUAUACUGGCCGAGUAUUUAUUUUGGAACCGGAUCGUGUCCUUCCCGGUCGAUUGGGACACCGAUACUACGAGAUGGAAGAGCAUGCGCGUUGGGGACAUCACCUGAAGGUCGCAACGGAACUGCGAGAUAUCGACUUCCAGGACGCGCUAACCGAUGCUAUCAUUGAAUGGAUUAACGAGUUUAGAGAGGGGUUUGAUCGACGCCAUGGCGAAAUGCUGGCCUUCAGGAUUGACAGGGACCUAUCCCCAGAUUCCCCUGCACGUCGCGUCCCUAUCGAGGCGUCGAUCAAGUAUUGGCGUACACGAGAGUUCAAGGAUCUGUCUUUGGUUCAUUUGAAGGGCCCGGAGUGGUUCGUACAAGGUCUAUUCGCCGAACUAGUCCCCUUCGUUGGGAGCACGGCGGUCUCACGGAAGAGUAUCGCUUUCCCGAAGGAUUUAAGCCAAACGUGCGACUACCACGAGCACACACGACUAGGACGGCCAUGUUACAAGAGCCCCCUACCGCUCUGA